GGCGAAAUUGUUAUAUUGAAGGCCGCUUCAAUUUUUCUACUUUUGUCGUACUGUAAAAUUUCCCAAAACCCAAACCCUAAAGAUGAACUCAGUGUCCAGGAGCUUCUCGUCCAUCUUCACACACCCAAAUGUCGCAUUAAACAACCAGAUCUCAUAUUUACAGCAAUGGCGGGGGAUCCGAGUGAAGAUUUUGAACAACAAUUUGGAGAGAGGACUGACUUAUAUGCAGAGGAUAAUGCAAUCCAGUGGCAUCGAACGGAUGAUUAAAAACGAACAGUUAUAUCACAUCAAGAACUCAGAGAAACGAAUUUUGGCUCGAAAGAAUCUACAGCGUAGGCUUAAAUCGCAAGACCUGGCUCGUAAGCUCAAAUCGAUUCUCGUUAGAAAAGUCAGGGGUUAUUGAGCAUAUCUGGUUGAAUGCAGAAGAGAGUUGUUUGGUUUUUUGUUGCUUUGAUCACAGCCAUUUACUGCAUAAAAUUGUAACAUCU
Molecule: messenger RNA, 488 nt
Organism: Lactuca saligna
Lineage: Eukaryota; Viridiplantae; Streptophyta; Magnoliopsida; Asterales; Asteraceae
Source: the annotation of a GenBank genome assembly